AUGAGUAGUAAUAAUAAUAAUAAUAUAAAUAAUAAUAAAAGAAAGAAAGAAUUUAUAAAUAAUGUUAAUUCAAUCGAGAGCGAUGUUAUCUCUUCUUUGAGAGAUGGAUCGAUUACAGAUGAUUCUAUAUCGGAGCUGUUACAGAUUGCAUUCAAUUUAAAUGGUGAAUGUGAAAAGAGAAGACCAACAAGUAAUUGUAGUGAUAUACCUGAUUGCUUUCAUAAUUUAGGUCAAGCAUGGUUGGCAAUGAGUGAGGAGGAAGAUGAAGAAUACGUUGCAGAGACUAUCUUAAAGUAUCAUCAGACCGAUAUCAUUAGAAACACCGUUAGAGAUUGCAAUAAAACACCUGCUGGCUUUCGUAAUCUUGGUGCCACUUGUUAUAUGAACAGUGUAUUACAAGUGUUAUUCAUGAACUCUCAAUUCAGAUACAAUCUACUCUCCAUAGGUCAUCAUUUAUUCGACAAUAAAAACAACAAUAACAACAAUAACAACAACACCGUAACAAGCACAACAACAACUACAAUAUCGACCAAAACAGCAUCAUCACCAUCAACAACAUCAACAACUAAUACAACUACUACUUCCAAUGUUACCAAUAACAACAACAACAAUAACAAUAGUAAUAAUAGUAAUAACAAACAUGUCGAUGAGAAUGAAGGAUAUAAUAGUAGUAAUAAUAGCAAGAGUAGUAGUAAUGGUAAAGUGGUGAACGACGAUGAGAAAGAAAUGGAAAUAGAUAAUCAUAAAGAUACUGUGAUGAAUGAUUGUCAAUCAGAUUUAGAUACUAGUAGUAUUUCAAAUAGUAAAGAUAGUGAUAAUAGUAAUGAUAAUAACGAUAACGAAGAUAGUAAUGAAGACUGUAAUAAUAAUCUUAAUAAUAGUAACUGUAGUAUAGAGUUAAAUAAGAGUAUAGAGAUAAUAGAACCAAAAGCACCGAACGAUACUGUACAUAAUUUCAUGUUUCAAUUGAUAUUUCUAUUCUACAAUUUGUUGUACUCCAGUAAAAAGACAUUGGAUCCAACGCCACUGGUCAAUUGUUUACAAAUUCCAAGUGAUCUUCAGCAAGAUCCACAAGAAAUUGGUAAUCAAAUCAUUGAUCAACUCUAUAAAGGAACCUACUAUUAUGUUACGAAAUGUUUGGGAUGUAACAAUAAAUCACGUAUCUCAAGUGUAUUCUAUGAUAUUUCUGUAAAGACUGAGAAAAUGAAAACAAUUAUAGAAUCACUUAAUGAUUAUAUAUCAAAGGAGAAGUUAACAUUCACAUGUAAAUAUUGUAAUAAUGUGUCGGAACACGAACGAUCAACACAAUUCUCUGCAGAUUCACUGCCACUCAAUUUCAAUUUGCAUUUGGUUCGAUAUGUAUUCGAUAAGGAAACCAUCAUGAGAAAGAAACUUCACGAUCCAAUUUCAUUCCCACUCGAAUUAGAUAUGGCACCUUUAUUAGAGGAGAAAGAUAAUGACAAUGAAAAUGAAAGUGAUAAAUAUAACGACUCUCUUAUGGCUGAUGAACAUCCAAAUGUGAAAUCAAAUGGUACCACUAGUAAAGUAAACAAUAAAGAGAAAGUGAAAGUGAAAGAGAAUAAGAAGAAGACAAAGAAUAAUAAGAAUAAUAAUCAUCCAGAUCAUAUUAAUAGUGAGACUGACAAUGAGAGUACAGAGGAGGAGUGUGACAUUCCUAAAGACAAGACAAUGACUGAUGUCAAACCAGAGAGUAGUAGUAGUACUAGUGAUACUCAAUAUGAACUCACUGCUAUUUUAAUGCAUAAAGGUAUUGGUGUAACUAGUGGACAUUAUAUAGCACAUAUCAAGAAUGAAAUCACUGGAAAGUGGUGGGAAUUCGAUGAUCAGAAUAUUAGAGAGUUAUCCAAUGAACAAAUUGGUAAAGAUCAAUUGGGUGAAAAGAGAAAAGCAAAAGAAUUGAAAGAAGGAGUAAUAUCAUCACAAUCAGCAUAUAUGAUUAUCUACUCAAAGAAGAAUAGAGAGGUUUAUAAAGAUGCACCAAAGUUUAACAAUGAAUCGAUCAUCGAAGAGUUCAAGAAUGAGGAGCAAUCAUUCAAGACAAAAGCCGAUGAAUUCAGAUCUACUCUGAAUCAAGCAAUUCAAGUGUGGAGAGAACGAAAGAAAUUCUGUUUAUCACAAUUGGAUACAAUUAAAGUUGGUGAAUCUUCAAAAGGAUAUUAUUGGAUAAAUACAGAUUGGCUUUUAAAUUUUAUGAAAGGUAUUGAGAGUGGACCGAUCGAUAACUCUUUGCUGUUGUGUGAACAUCUUUUGUUGGAUCCCAAGAAGUUGCCGUUGAUGAAGCGAGUCAGUAAGACAUUCUGGGACAGUGUUUACGAUAAGUAUCGGGGAUCGCCUGUACUCGAUCAAGACAGCUUCUGUAGGGAUUGUCUGUGUAGUCUGUUCAGUUCCACCAAAGACAAGGUCGAUGAGUCAACGCUGAAGGAAUCGAUCAUCGCCAAAGAGAAAUCCGUAAAGAACCGAACGGAAGGCUGCUUUAUUUCCAAUCAAUGGUAUAAAGAUUGGAUUAAGAAGACAUGCAAUAUGGAACUACUCAAAGCAAAGAGUGCCACCGAGGAUAUCGAGUGUGAACACGGUAAUCUCUCUAUCUACUCACAGGAUAGAAAGACUAUCUCAAAAGAGACCUGGGAUUUUAUACAACCGCUGAGUCCAACCUCCAUUGAGAUACCAUCGACCACCGAAGAAUGUCAGAAAUGUCAGGAUGAAUAUGAAGAGAGAAAUAAGAUUUCCAAUGAUUGGAGUGACGCUUGGUUUAGAUAUAUCAAUGAGGAGGAGAAGUCAGAGAGACCAUCGAAGAUUCAGAAUCAGUUAUUAAAGUGUGAGCAUGGCUCGUUGAUCUACGAUAUGUCGGACCUUUCAAAGUUGCGAUUUGACUUGGAGCAAGGACAGCCACAACAACCGCCAAGAGCAAUCAUUCCAUUCAUAGUGGUAUCAGCUUCUGUUUGGGAGGCUGUCGUCUCUGUCUAUGGCGCCGAAGAUGACUCCAGCAUCAAGCUGACCAACUCGAAACUGAGCAUACCACACUGCAUGGAGUGUCAUGACAACAACUAUCGACAGUUCCUCGAGAAACAAUUUCAAUUCGAGAAGGAAUCCAUCUACAUUCACUCGAUCAGAAAUGAUCAAGAUGAAAAAGAUGAAAAGUUUUAUAUAUUCCCAUCAAAAGUUAGAAGAUUAUAUAAAAGAAUUGAAGUUUCACCGGUUGAUAGUACCUAUACAGUUGAACAAUUGAAGUUGUUGAUUUGCUCAAUCACUUUGACACCGACUUUCCAACAAAAACUGUACAUUAACAAUGGCACUCAUUUGCAAAAGGAUUCAAAUACACUGGCAUCCUAUAAAAUUACACCAAAUCAAGUCAUUGUCAUGAAAGAAACCAAAGAGCUCGAUGGAUUCUUUUUAGUUAGUUUCAUUUCACUAAUUUCUGAAAACAUUAUAAAGAGAAUGAAUCAGAAUCAGGAUUUAAAGGUACCAUUUUAUUGGAUUAAGUAUUGUUUGAAGUUCAAUAUUAAAAUCUAUCAAAUGAGUGUCUCUUGCUCUUACUUCUGUGUUAAAAUCAACAAUGCUACCUUCUACAUUGCUGACAAUGAAGAGGAUAAGGUAGAAACUCAGGGAUUAGUAACACUGUAUGCCACCAGAGAAGGAUCUCAAAGAGUAAUCUAUACAGUUAUCGAUAUUGAGAAUGGAAAUCUAGUUACCAAGAUCAGUACUCUCAGUAGAAGAGUUGAAUUUGAAUUUAUGAGCGAUUUGGAAUCAAAUCUUGUGAAAAAAGGAACUUCAAAAAAUACAAAGAUUAAUGAAACUAUUGCUGAAAGGGAAGUCGCAGCCCAUUAA
Messenger RNA from Heterostelium album PN500, 3846 nucleotides. Its product is annotated as ubiquitin-specific protease 48-like protein. Gene Ontology annotation, molecular function: protein binding; cysteine-type endopeptidase activity; cysteine-type deubiquitinase activity. The record is from RefSeq and is a predicted model, not a curated record. Lineage: Eukaryota; Evosea; Eumycetozoa; Acytosteliales; Acytosteliaceae. Bases 1 to 3846 code for a protein of 1281 amino acids. Gene Ontology annotation, biological process: protein deubiquitination. Gene Ontology annotation, cellular component: cytosol; nucleus. The transcript is spliced from 14 exons.